This is a messenger RNA of Fimicolochytrium jonesii, 972 nucleotides long. RefSeq names its product peptidase C14, caspase domain-containing protein. NCBI's taxonomy places the organism in Eukaryota, Fungi, Chytridiomycota, Chytridiomycetes, Spizellomycetales, Powellomycetaceae. Gene Ontology annotation, biological process: proteolysis. The transcript has 4 exons. The record is from RefSeq and is a predicted model, not a curated record. Gene Ontology annotation, molecular function: cysteine-type endopeptidase activity. The annotation marks the transcript as partial.
CGUGCCCUUUUCAUCGGUAUUAACUACACGGGAUCGGCCAACGAGUUGAAGGGAUGCGUGAACGAUGUCCGCAAUGUGCACGGAUGGUUGACAAAGAACUACCCUUUCCAAGAGGUGUUGAUCCUCACCGACGAUCAGCAGGACUCGAGCCGGAAGCCCACCAAGCAGAACAUUGUCAACGCCAUGGGCUGGUUGACCAAUGGAGCUGCUCCCGGUGACUCGUUCUUCAUCCACUACAGUGGACACGGAUCGCAGCAGAAGGAUACCACCGGUUUGGAGAAGGAUAGCAUGGCCGAGACGAUUGUGCCCUUGGAUUUCGAGACGGCCGGUCAGAUUGUUGAUGAUGACCUAUUCAACUACCUCGUCCGCCCGCUCCCCAAAGGCUCCCGCCUCACCGCCAUCUUCGACUGCUGCCACUCCGGCUCCGUCAUGGACCUCCCCUUCACCUACACAGUCGACGGCAACCUCGAGAUCAUCGUACGCGACAACCGCAACGAAAUGAUCAAAGCGGGAAUCAAAGCCGGCAUGGCCCUCUUCCGCAAGGACAACGCCACUGCCUUCAAAGAAGUGAAAUCCCUCGUCGGACUCCUCAUGGAAGGCCAGAACGGAGGCGGAUCCCAGACCGCUGACCCUGAACAGGAUAAACGCAACCGAGAGAAGUAUACCACGGAGGCGCACGUUGUUCAGUUCUCGGGGUGCAUGGACUCCCAGACGAGUGCGGACGCGCAUAUCGGGGGAGAGGCUACCGGCGCGAUGUCGUGGGCGCUGAUGAAGACGUUGGCGGAGAAUAAUCAUCAUAUGACCUAUACCCAGGUGUUGAGGGAGACGAGGCAGCUGUUGCAGGGGCAGUAUAAGCAGAUUCCGCAGAUGUCGACUGGUAAGUGCGGAGUGUUGAUGAGAUGGGAAGUGAUUGCGUUCGUGUGUGUGGGUCUGUCUCAUCUGAUAUUGUUUGGCAUUCCCGCGCUUUCUUGA